Molecule: messenger RNA, 1370 nt
Organism: Acanthisitta chloris (rifleman)
Lineage: Eukaryota; Metazoa; Chordata; Aves; Passeriformes; Acanthisittidae
Gene: DPYS
Product: dihydropyrimidinase
Exons: 7
Biological process (GO): pyrimidine nucleobase catabolic process
Cellular component (GO): cytoplasm; cytosol
Molecular function (GO): dihydropyrimidinase activity
Source: RefSeq, a predicted model, not a curated record
GCACAGUGUGCUGUGUGUUUAGGGCCAUUUGGAGAUAAGUGCUGCUCUGAGAGGAGGGUGGGCAGUGAAAUACUCUCAGGCAAGAGAAACGUUUUGAGCUGAGGCCUCACUCUCACCUUCUAGGCUGACAUGCCACCCGAAAACCCGGCUCGGCAGAGACUUUUGAUCAAAGGGGGAAACGUCGUGAACGACGACAUCUCUGUGGUGGCUGAUGUGUACAUAGAAGAUGGAGCUGUGCAGCAGGUGGGACCAAACUUAAACCCAGAGCCAUCGGCUGGACUCAUUGUGCUGGAUGCGACCAACAAGCUGGUGAUCCCUGGUGGUAUCGAUACUCACACACACAUGGAGUUCCCUUUCAUGGGUAGCAGGUCAAAAGAUGACUUCUAUACUGGAACCAAGGCUGCUAUAGCAGGAGGAACCACUAUGAUCAUCGACUUUGCCAUCCCUCAGAAAGGUUGUUCUCUUACUGAAGCCUUUGAUAGAUGGAAAAGCUGGGCAGACCCUAAAGUCUGCUGUGAUUAUUCACUGCACGUGGCAGUUACAUGGUGGAGCAACAAGGUGAAGGAAGAAAUGAAAAGUCUUGUUCAGAACAAAGGUGUCAACUCUUUCAAGAUGUUUAUGGCCUAUAAAGAUGUGUACAUGGUCAAUGAUGAGGAGUUAUAUGCAGCCUUUUCCUUCUGUAAGGAACUUGGAGCCAUUGCUCAAGUCCACGCGGAGAAUGGGGAGCUAAUUGCACAGGGUGCAAAGAAGAUGCUGGCAAUGGGAAUAACUGGCCCUGAGGGUCAUGAGCUGUGUCGUCCUGAAGAAGUGGAAGCUGAAGCUACACAAAGAGCAAUUACCAUAGCAAAUGCUGUAAACUGCCCUCUUUAUGUAGUCCAUGUAAUGAGUAAAUCUUCAGCAAGGGUGAUAAGUAAUGCACGAAGAGAAGGCAAGGUGGUUUAUGGGGAGCCUAUUGCUGCUGGUCUUGGCACAGAUGGCACCAACUACUGGAAUAAAGACUGGGCUCAUGCUGCAGCAUAUGUGAUGGGACCUCCAUUAAGACCAGAUCCAUCUACUCCUGAUUUCCUCAUGAACUUACUGGCCAAUGGUGACUUAUCUGCGACAGGGACUGACAAUUGCACAUUUGACACAUGCCAGAAAGCUCUGGGCAAGGACGACUUCACAAAAAUCCCUAAUGGAGUGAAUGGUGUGGAAGACAGAAUGUCAGUCAUAUGGGAAAAAGGAGUUCACAGUGGAAAAAUGGAUGAAAACAGAUUCGUAGCAGUUACCAGCACAAAUGCAGCAAAAAUCUUUAACCUUUACCCAAAGAAGGGGAGAAUUGCUGUGGGCUCUGAUGCUGACAUUGUAAUUUGGGAUCCUAAAGCCACAAG